AAACAACAUCAGGGUACCGUUGCAAGGACUGUCCCCGACUCUACAUACAACGGAUACGUCCCAGUCUGACAACAACAACAGACUGAGGCCCAAGAAAAGUGAGCACUGAGCAGCAACACUCAACUCCUGCUAACACAAUUCACUCAGAAACUGGAUAUACAAGCUGUAAGUACGCGUCGAGGAGCAGGACAGGAAGAAGAAACUGAGGAGCUGAGAGGAAGCCGAGACCAUGAGCAAACAACAAGUGGUAGCAGGAGGGUCUGGUGUGGCAGGGAAAAUGGCAGAUUUCAAAGCUCGACUUGCCAAACUCCACACUAAAAGGAAUGAGGCCUCAAUGCUCAACCACAAGGAGGUAGUGGAGGAAGACCGUCUCAAGAAGAUGCCAAAAAAUUAUGCAAAGAAACGGCAGAGACUGGAAGCAGAGCUUGCCGAGGAUCAGCGCAGGGAAGCAGCAGAAUCUGAGGGUAAAGAUUAUGACCGCAUGAAGCUCCUGAAUGUUGGGGCAGAUGAGGCAGAGCGCUGGGAGCGGCGAAAGAAGAAGAAGAACCCUGACCAGGGCUUUUCCACCUAUGAGGAUGCUACCAUCAGGCAAUAUAAGCGCCUGAUAAACAACAAGAAGAUAGACAUGGAAGAGUAUGAAAGGGAGAAGCAGAGGGUAGGGGAGGAUGCAUUCUAUGGGCAUGACAACACCAUUGCUAUUGGUCUGCACAAGGACUCAAAAGAGGCCAUUGAUAACAUGGUUGAUGACCUUGAGAAACAGAUAUCCAAGAGGGAGAAAUAUUCUCGUCGCCGCAUAUUUGACGAUGACGCAGACAUCAAUUUUAUCAACGAGCGCAACAUGAAGUUCAACAAGAAGUUGGAGCGUUUCUAUGGCGACUACACAGAGGAAAUCAAGCAAAACCUGGAACGUGGAACUGCUGUCUGAGCUUAGUUUUAGUUGAUGGGAUUGCAGGAGAAAAUCAUGUGCUCAGGUCAUUUUCUGCAGCAGGUAACAGUUCUGUCAGUGUGGAAUGGUUACUGUUGUCUGUAUUCAUGGCACUAUUGGACAUUACAGAUUGUAAGUCUUUAAAUAGAUUUUAUGAUCUCUG
Portunus trituberculatus (swimming crab) is the source of this 1088-nucleotide messenger RNA. Its product is annotated as pre-mRNA-splicing factor syf2-like. The transcript has 6 exons. Lineage: Eukaryota; Metazoa; Arthropoda; Malacostraca; Decapoda; Portunidae. Gene Ontology annotation, cellular component: post-mRNA release spliceosomal complex; catalytic step 2 spliceosome; Prp19 complex. The coding region runs from base 230 to 925 and encodes 231 amino acids. The record is from RefSeq and is a predicted model, not a curated record.